Molecule: messenger RNA, 6813 nt
Organism: Oncorhynchus masou masou (cherry salmon)
Lineage: Eukaryota; Metazoa; Chordata; Actinopteri; Salmoniformes; Salmonidae
Product: cytosolic carboxypeptidase 2-like
Exons: 24
Coding region: 296-3811 (1171 amino acids)
Biological process (GO): proteolysis
Molecular function (GO): zinc ion binding; metallocarboxypeptidase activity
Source: RefSeq, a predicted model, not a curated record
AAAGAGAAAGACAAUAGUUGAACAAAUUAAUUUAUUACAAAAUUGAGAAGCGAGAGAGCUAGCUAUUUUAGGUUGUAUAUAUGUUUUACUUAGCUAGUGAAUGCAGCUAGCAAGUUUAGCCUACUCAAACACCCAGCUCUAACAGAGAGGGAUGCGAUGUUAGCUAGCUUGCUAUGGCAAUCCAACACUGGAACUUCAAGGCUCUGGCUCUUCCUGUCCCAGGCUGGGGCUAGACUACUGCACACAGUGCUGCUGCUCAGGGGGAACCUCUCCAGAGACUGACUGUUGACAGAGGAUGUCUGGAGUUCCACCCAGGAUGUGCCCAGCAUUGAAGACAGACACAGAGAUACUGAGGACAUCAGAGAAUGCCUAUGAGAGACUCAUCCUGCACCACCUACAGCACUAUGGACUCUUUACAAGCACAGAUAAUUAUUUCCAAGGCAACCUCUUAAGACAAAGAUGGAGGGAUUCCCACCACCCUGGCUCCAGCCACCCAGGCACCCACUCCUCUGACAGCAUUAAUUCCAACAUGGAGGAUGAGGAGCAGGAGCCUGGCAGGAGGGCAUUCACCUUGCACCUGGGACAGGCCCUCAGGACCAGGCAGCUUGUGAUAGAUUUUGACGGGGAGCGUCCCAUCCCCCGGCUUAGGGAGCCCCUGGACCUGUUUGCCAUCCCCUCCACCCCUUUCCAGGGGGUCCGCUGGCCCAUUGAGUAUGAGGUCUUCAAGGAAGCCAUACACCACAUAGAGUGGGACCCUCCAGACCCAGAGCCGUUCUACCAGCCCACGGGCCAUGAGAGGGCCCCCAUGCCUGUCGGGGAGGAAAAGGGGAACGUGGUUUACUGCAUUGACCCAGGCACAAAGACCUCCUACUUCACCUACUCUCGUGUGGGAGGAAGCCGGGGGCCCAUCAAGAGCUCCACCUCUUGUGCCAUGCAUCAGGACAAGUCCACCCUGGCCUUUGAGUCACGCUUUGAGAGCGGCAACCUGCAGAAGGCAGUUCAAGUCGGUGUCCAUGACUAUGAGCUCACCCUCCGCACCGACAUGUACACCACCAAGCACACGCAGUGGUUCUACUUCCGGGUCAGAAACAUGAAGGCUGGGGUCACCUAUCGCUUCACCAUAGUCAACCUGAUGAAGGCUAGCAGCCUGUACUGCCUGGGCAUGAGGCCUCUGCUCUACUCUGAAAGAGCCGCCUGGGAGAAGGGAGAGGGCUGGCGCCGAACUGGCUCCAACAUCAGAUACUACCGCAACCAGCACCACCAGGCUGAGCAGGACAACAACACUACCACCAACACAAAGUCCCUACACUCCCUUACAUGGACCGGCCAGUUCCCCUACGACUUUGACACCUGCUAUUUGGCCCACUGCUACCCCUACACCUACUCCCACCUGCAGCGCUACCUCAGCCGCCUCACCUCCAACUCGGCCACCGGCGCCUACUGCAAGCUGCGGGUGCUGUGUCGCAGCCUGGCCGGCAAUGCUGUGCACGUGCUGACAGUGACAUCACCAGGAGGGGGGUGGAUAGAUAGGAGUGCCAAGCGGGCGGUGGUGGUUACAGCCAGGGUGCACCCCGGGGAGACCAACAGCUCCUGGAUGAUGCAGGGCUUCCUGGACUUCCUGCUAGGAGAGUCAGACGACGCCAGGCUGCUGAGGGAGACUUUUGUGUUUAAGGUGGUGCCCAUGCUGAACCCAGACGGGGUGGUUGUGGGGAACUAUCGCUGCUCUCUGGCCGGCAGGGACCUGAACAGGAACUACAAUACCCUGCUGAGGGACUCCUUCCCCUGUGUCUGGCACACCAGGAACAUGGUCAAGAGACUGAUGGCUGAGAGGGACGUGGUGUUGUAUUGUGAUUUCCAUGGUCACAGUCGUAAGAACAACGUCUUCAUGUAUGGCUGUACCAACAGCGAUGACGCCACACAACGGCUCCAUGAGAGAGUCUUCCCGCUCAUGAUGAGCAAGAACGCCAAUGACAAGUUCUCGUUCAGGAGCUGUAAGUUCAGAGUUCAUCAGAGUAAAGAGGGAACAGGACGCGUCGUCAUGUGGAGGCUAGGCAUCAGGAACAGCUACACCAUGGAGUCCACCUUCGGAGGCUCCACUCUGGGGAACAGGAAGGGGACCCAUUUCACCACCAGGGACCUGAAGUCUCUGGGAUACUACUUAUGUGACACACUGCUGGACUACUGUGAUCCCGACCCAACCAAGACCAGUCACUGCCUAGCUGAGUUGCGGGCGAUGUUAAGGCAGGAGCUCAGAGAGAGGCUGGGCCGGGAGGUCGACUCUGAUGGAUCUCUCAGCGUCUCCAUUUCUGACAUUGAGUCCAGUACCAGCGGCUCAAACAGCACAGAGUCUGAUGGCCUGCCUGUCCAUCUACUGAACCGAAUUGAUGAGCAGAGCCAAGUGAAGAAGAAACACCUGAGGAGUGGUAAGGAGAGGAACAGACUGAGACAGGAGAGAUUGAGAAACGUCGACCCAAAGGUCCUCCACAGGAACAUCAAGAACAUAGACCCUGUGCUACCCACUGAGGACAUGGUGAAGGUGAGGAUCCAGGAAAAGACAGUGGCCAUGGUCAGAGAGAAGAAGAAGAGAGAGGUGCCGUUUGUGGUGAAAGUGAGCCGUCAGACAGGACGCUCCUGGAUCCCCCAUCCCACCACUCACAUCGGGGUCAUAGGCCAUGUGACCCUCUGGCAGGAGGAGGAGUCAGAGAAGAAUGAAUACCUGGAUGCUGUAAGGGCCGCAUACCUGCGUACUCAGCCACCUGUCACAGAGGAGCCGGAGGAGGAGCGGCUGCAGUAUUGGAGUCCCCAGCUGCAGUUUGGCUCCUCCCAGGCCCCGCGGCCGGGACCUCAGCGGCGCCCCUUAUCUUUUACAGCUGUACAGCAACGCGGCUUCUCUGUGCCUGUGCCCACCUCGAAGAUCAGGGUUCACACCACCCCCAUUCAGCAGCAACCCAUGCCCUUCAGCCCCGAUCACAGAAGCCACGCUGGGAUGAGAGAGAGGAUGCCUGCUUUACACACCAGUUCUCCCCCAGUAGUUCCGGGCAUGCAGUGCAGGGUGGUCCCUGAGUUCAUCCCGCCACAAGGCCUGGAGCCCUGCCGCUCUUCCAACGUCUACCCAGCCAAGUCCCACCACCUGUGGCCACGCCCAGAGAAACAAGGCCAUGCAGCCCGGGUCUCCAAACGCUACUACAUGCCAGAGGCUCCAACCUCUAACACAGAUGCCCUAAAGCCCCUAUGGAGGAGCCCAGAAAGGGACUGCACAGCAGGUGUAUCAGACACUAUGCCUGUGGGUGAGCAGGACCAGAGUGGACCUCAAGCAGCCUUUGAGAAGCCACCGAGUAAACCUGGGACAGACGGUAACUCCUUCCUGCCAGACCUGAGGCACAUAGACUUCAGAGGGAAAAGCCAUGGCUGUCUAUGGGGAGACCAGGCAGGGGCUGGAGUACAGAGGCAGGGCCCCUCAAAGAGAGAGCCGCUGAGGGGGGGAGAAGGCAGGCAUGUAUGUGGAGGAGAUGCAGCAGCAAGGCGUGUGAAAAGCAACCACAGGUUGGCCCAGCAGACAUUGCAAGAGGAGGAUAAACAGGAAAUGGGCAUUUUACCCCAGAUGUCCUCAACCACCCACACCAAGAUAGAUCAUCUGCCCCGACAGCUAGACAGUCUACGUAGGCUCCAGAAACUCAGCCUGGCCAAUACCUCCAGGUUCCACUCCAGUGGGAGAGGGGCGGAAGCAGGGACAGGGUUGGAUCUGGAGAAGAGGAUGGUCGCCAGACCGUCAGGGUCUGCCCCUCCUCGCAGUACAGCACCUUUGAGCUGAGAACCAGGCAGGGACACACAUUGGCAAAUGUACCAGACAGACUGCUGAUACGAACCCCUGAAGAUGGGCGGAGACUAUAGGAAGUUUCUGCUCUAUUUUGACCACAAGAAGAUGUACAGCUCAUUGCCUUUCAGGUGGAUAUCGAAAUUACAUGUAUUUUUGCCUUGAUUGUGUGACUUUCUUAUUUGAUGAGUCUACGUGUCACUUUAAAUCUAACUGAACUGUUUUGCAUGCUUUUUAUAAUAUUUUGUAUCCAUUUUUCAUAAUGUAAAUUAUUUAUUUUUCAUUUCUCAAAUGGGGGCGUAAUCAGAUUGAGUCACUCCAAAUGCAGAAGUUAUUUCUGUUAAUCAAGAGACAGUUCAUCAUUAAUCACAAAGUAUCAUAUAACAUCAGUCCAAAAAAUACUGUCUCAGUAUUACUGGGCAGCCCGCGUAAUAUUAUCAAUCUGUGUAUGCAUAUCUUCAUCAUUCAGACACAAUGUUACUGUAGCAUAAACCUUGUGAAACAUAGAUGUUUAGCAGACACUUAUCCAGAGCGACUUAAAAUUAGUGCAUUCAUCUUAAGAUAGCUGGGUGAGACAUCCACAUAUCACGUGACAAAAAAAUAUAUACAGUAUAUGUGACUAAAAAGACAAACAUUUAAUCUCUUCACAUCUGUACAAAAAAAAAAUCACUGAAGGUACACAUGGUAUAAAAAUACAUCUGUAAAUUGCUGAACAUGGUCCACUGAUAACAAAACUGAGGGCUGAAUCCUAACUUGAGAUACAUUUUUUUUUUUUUUUUAAUUUUACCUUUAUUUUACUAGGCAAGUCAGUUAAGAACAAAUUCUUAUUUUCAAUGACGGCCUAGGAACAGUGGGUUAACUGCCUGUUCAGGGGCAGAACGACAGAUUUGUACCUUGUCAGCUCGGGGCUUGAACUUGCAACCUUUCGGUUACUAGUCCAACACUCUAACCACUAGGCUACCACCCCAUACAUGUAAGUAGCAUGUAAGUUUCUCCUUAAUCAUAAUCAACAUUAGUAGGAGAUACAGUAUACACGACUCUCUUCCCUGUGUUUCCCAGUGUUCAUCUCUGUUUCUGUGUGUCCGCUCAGCCGAGCAGUCAGGCGGCCCUCAGCUCCUGAAUCCCAUCAAACCAGAGCUGCCAACUCUCGCGCAUUGACCGUGAGACAUGGAUUUGACCCUCGUCUCACGCUCCCACGACACACCUCUUACAUCUCACACAUUGAAAAGUACUGCAUUUAUUUUUCUAAUUCGUGUUGUGCUCCAAAUCGUUUUGAAAUUGGAAAAUCUGCGACCGAGGUAAAGACUUUAUUCACGUUGGAUAUUCGACGGAUAUUCGCCUGUAGUUAUCCUAACGUCCACCAACAGCAGUUAGGGACCAAUAGCUCUUUAACCAUUACUCCUGAAACGUUCAAAACGGAUUCUAGCUAACCUGAUGGCAGAGACACACAUUGCACACAUUAUUUUUUUGUCAAUUUACAUCUCGCACUAUUUUAAAUUAUUUAUAAAACAUCUUGUAAUUCAAUAGCGCCUUGGUCAUGUCACAAACCUUAAAUAAGGUUCAUAAUGUACACUCAGUGGGCCUACACAUUGCACACCUUUUUGUUUGUCCAUAUGCAUCUCAUGAGAUUUUAUGAUACAUUUUUUGAAGUUUCAAAUUUCAAUAUUUCCUUACCGUCAUGACCUACAACCCUUUCAGAAUAUCCACUGAUAAAGACAGUUUCAGGUUGGAUAUUCGCCAGAUAUUCACACUUUCAAACCUCAAUAGCUUUCAAACCACUUGAGCCACAGACUCCAAAUAAGUGUCAUGAUGUUGGAAACAUUGUACAGAUCUUAUUUUCACGAUUUGGACAAUAAUUAACUUUUCAAAGCUAGUAAAUGUGUAAACGUGAGCAGCUUUCCGUAUUAGUUAGGGAGCGUAAACAAAGUACAAUCUUGUCUUACAUUCGAAUUUCAAGAGCUCCUUGGUUCAGAAUGUCCACUCAGUUGGCCUACACAUUGCACACCCUUUAGUUGUCCUGUGUGGCUCAGUCGGUAGAGCAUGGCGCUUGGCGCUUGCAACGCCAAGCGUCGUGGGUUCGAUUCCCGCUGGGGCCACCCAUAUGUAAAAGUAGUGGCCCCAGCCGACUUGUAAGUCGCUUUGGACAAAAGCGUCUGCUAAAUGGGAUAUAUUAUUAGUUUGUCCAUUUUCAUCUCGCACGUUUUUACAUGCAUUUUUCAAACUUUAGAAUUUCAAUAGCUCCUUGGUUAUAUGACCUCAAACAAACUUCAGAAGGUUCACGGACUAGCCUUAUAUAUUGCACACUCUUGUUUGUGUACUGUAAUCUCAUGUCAAUAACACACCUAAGAAGUGUGCAGUGGACAUAUACCCAUAUUGCAUAACUUUUAGUUAUGUAUCUUCUAUAUUGUUGUACAUUAAUAUUAGUUUGACAAUUAGCCCCAGAUUUUUAGCAACAAAAAAAAAAUAUAUAAAUAUUUAUAUAUUUUUGGCCUACCUGUUUUGCAUGUUAUUUUGGCAUUAAUAUGUGUCACAUAUCAGUUUGCAAACAAUUUCAAAAAUAAAUAUAUAUAUAUAUAUAAAAUUCAGUUAAAAACUCUACAGGAUUGGUGUCCCCCCCCACGGGACGGUUGAGCUAACGUAGGCUAAUGUGAUUAGCAUGAGGUUGUAAGUAACAAGAACAUUUCCCAGGACAUAGACAUAUCUGAUAUGGAUAAUUCUUGUUAAACUAACUGCACUGUCCAAUUCACAGUAGCUAUUACAUUGAAAGAAUACCAUGCUAUUGUUUUAGGAGAGUGCACAGUUAUGAAGUUGAAAAUGUAAUAAUAAACCAAUUAGGCACAUUUGGGCAGUCAAUACAACAUUUGAACAGAAAUGCAAUGGCUCAUUGAAACAGUACACUGCUUCCAAAUUGCGCCUAACUUGGAAUAUUACAUUUUGGCCUUGUUCUUGCAUUUAAAGAUGAUGGAACAAAAAAAAAUAAACACAUGUUUUUCUUUGUA